AUGGACUUCCAUUUAAACAGGCAGAUUACCUCGUCUGAUCCUAGUCGUGAUCAGCUAUGGCACUCCGACGAAAUUCGAUAUAAAUGCCAUCAGCAUAACCCGGCAGCGAAAAUUCAUCCCUUGGUCAUGCUGCGCGACUCUGAUCCCCGUCCUCGUUUUCCGGUCGAGAUAUUCGACCUCUUUAUCGACGUACUAGCCGCGUACGACAGAACGGAUUUAGACACCGCCAUCGCAGCACUCAGGAACUGCAGUCUCGUCUCCCGUUCAUUUGCUCACCGGGCCCGAACACACCUCUUCCGUGUCGUCGAAUUGGGUGGCUACGCGGACAACUCCAUUGAUCGAGCAUUCGGCCUCUACCAUCUCCUGGGGUGGACUUCAAGCACUCCUGGGGCCAUUGGAAAUAUUACACCCCUGGUCAAGGAUUUAUUCUUCGACUAUGAGGACGCACCCAAGUCCCCGCGUUUGGAGGCAGUCGUAGCCUCGAUACUUCAACUUCUGAACGAUUCGGGACAAGGGAUUACUGAUUUUACGAUCGCGCACGACGGUAAUUGGUCUGAUCUAGGAGCGGAGCUCAAGAGCGAGUUAUGCAGGCUCAUACGCUCUCCGGGUAUGAGAUAUCUACACCUGCGCGGGCUCGAAGGUGUUCCUAAAACACUGCUUCUGGGAACUGGAAUCGAAUCUCUAAUUCUGGAGCAAAUAACAUGCUCUGAGACACCAGAGGCCAUCAAUUCUAUCUCGGACGAUCCACUUCAGGGAAAUCAGAGCUAUCCUCGGCUUGCUAGACUUAGACUAGAUCAAGUCAAUCAACGCGCCACAGGACUUUUGGGCAACUCUGAUUCCAUGGCUCGUGGAACAAACCACUCGGCACUUACCGCACUCCACGAGCUUUCUAUUACCGUGUUCAACCAGGCAGACUGCGACGCUUUGGCUCAAUUAUUGAUGCACACGGAGGAAACUCUCGGGGACCUUAGAAUUCUAAUGGGCUUUGUCUCGUUCCACUCUGUCAUUGACCUCCGUCGGAUGAAACGACUUAAUGUCGUCCACGUUGGCCCGGUCGACAUCGGUCUGGAUCUCAGACAAGCACUUCUCUACUUCGAGCUCCUUCUAGGGAUCGUCAUGGUGCCAGAUACCUUGGAGUCCUUGAACCUAGGUUUUCUUGUCGAUAUAACAUUGGACGAGUGGGUUGGAGACCAAGCCGGUACAUUGGCAUCCUUUCUCGAAACCUUGUCCGAGCCCCCCGAAAGCAAUGUGUGGAGGCCUCUUAACGACAUCUUCUGGACGAGGUUUUCCAAAGUCGCACAAGUUGAUAUCAGCCUCGGUUUCCAUCAGGACACGUCGCAGACGCCCGUGGUGAACCUGCAAUUCAUCAGACGCGCAGAAGAGCUCAUUAGGAUGGCACUGCCUUUUUUCUCUGGAAAGGCUGGAAGUGUGCCGGCGCUGAAGGUCGAUGUAGCGCCUCAUUGA
Cyclocybe aegerita is the source of this 1464-nucleotide messenger RNA. Lineage: Eukaryota; Fungi; Basidiomycota; Agaricomycetes; Agaricales; Hemipholiotaceae. The record is from the annotation of a GenBank genome assembly.